Messenger RNA from Opisthorchis viverrini, 1458 nucleotides. RefSeq lists its product as hypothetical. The record is from RefSeq and is a predicted model, not a curated record. Gene Ontology annotation, biological process: mRNA splicing, via spliceosome. Gene Ontology annotation, cellular component: U2-type spliceosomal complex. Gene Ontology annotation, molecular function: RNA binding. The transcript is spliced from 7 exons. NCBI's taxonomy places the organism in Eukaryota, Metazoa, Platyhelminthes, Trematoda, Opisthorchiida, Opisthorchiidae. Bases 1 to 1407 code for a protein of 468 amino acids.
AUGACGAGCAACCCGCCUAAUUCGCAGGUUCAUUCAACGGCGGGAGCUGUUCCCGUCAAGAAUGAAAAAGGGCAAAUGUACAUGUUGAAGGUUAAAGUGCAGCGCUAUGUUGCCGGAAAAAAACCUGAUUUUGCCUCUAGUUCAAGUUCAGAAUCUGAACCAGAAAUUUCUAACCAAAAGGCUGAGGAAAUAAAAGCUUUCUCAGCACGUCAAGCUCUCGGAAAAAACAAAACUCGCGAACCAGACCGAGAUGAUGAUGAGGCCCAAUCCGGAGGUCUUACGGCCGUGGAUCUCGAAGAACCGAGACUCCGACGGCUUUUGAAAGCCAAGCAAUAUUUAUCAGAAAGUAGUGAUGACGAGGACGCUGAAGACAAACUUGCUCGUCACAAGAAAUAUCGACGCCUGGGAGAUCAUGGGGAAGACAGUGCGCAUGAGUCUGGGGAAGAACCUGAUGACGAGGAAGAUUUAGACGAGGCUGAGCUGGCACGCAGACGAGAGCUCAUACGUCGGAAAGCUCUUGCUGCUCGCCAAGCAACCGAAGAAAAGGCUGAGGGAGGGUGGGCAGAAGAGGGAAACGAGGCCGAGGCAGAUGACGAGGAGGAGUUGGAAUACUCUGAAGAGGAAUACACCAGCUCUGAGGAUGAAAUCGCGCCGAAAUUGAAACCUGUCUUCGUCCGUGCCUGUGAUCGGAUCACAUUGCAAGCCAAACACAAAGCCGAUCAGUUGGCUGAGGAGGCUGAAGCAGAAUCAAAGCGAUUAGCGGAGGAACGAAGAAAGACUACUUUAAAGCUCUUAGAAAGUGAACUCCGACGUGAAGCAGAGGAAGUACAUGCGAUUGAAGACGCUCUGGACGCGUUGGAUUCAGAUGAGGGUCAAGGAAAUCCUCAUGCUGAGCAAGAAGAAUACGAGAAGUGGAAAGUUCGGGAACUUAAACGUAUUCGACGCGACCGCGAACAGCGCGAAGCUGCAUUACAGGAGAAGAAUGAGAUCGAACGUAUCCGCCAGAUGACAGAUGAACAACGCCGCGAAGAAUUUGCACGAAACCCUAAAAAGAUUACAAACCAGGCCGUCAAGGGUCAGUACAAAUUUCUUCAAAAGUAUUAUCAUCGUGGAGCGUUCUUCGUCCACACCAUGGAAGACGAAGUUUUCAAACGGGAUUUUGCAGAGCCAACGCUGGAGGAUAAGUUCGACAAGACCAAGCUCCCAGCAGUCAUGCAGGUCAAAAACUUUGGUCGGGCUGGACGCACUAAAUAUACUCACUUGGUUGAUCAGGACACAACUGCUUUUGAGUCACCCUGGUCGGUAUCCAAUUUACACAACAUCAAGUUCCAGGCUGCUCACGGUGGUGGAUUCAAACAGGUGUUCGACAAACCGAUUGGUGGAAAACUGAAGAAAAAAACUGCAUAAAAUAGCUUUUUUCGGGACCUGUAUAUAGUAUGCUGUCAACCUUUAUCUUGU